Lotus japonicus is the source of this 458-nucleotide messenger RNA. RefSeq lists its product as uncharacterized. Bases 38 to 379 code for a protein of 113 amino acids. The record is from RefSeq and is a predicted model, not a curated record. The transcript is spliced from 2 exons. Lineage: Eukaryota; Viridiplantae; Streptophyta; Magnoliopsida; Fabales; Fabaceae.
GUGUUGUGGUUAGUGACAAGUGGAUGGAUAAGAGGAAAUGGGGCUUUUGGGAAGAAGCUGUGGUGUUUUCUGCAUCCCUUCUUCUCUCCCUGUGAGAAGGAGAUUUUGUACAACACUGGCUAAGAAGGAGGAUUUUGAAGGGAAAAGCAGGUCCAAACAGAAACCCUUUUUGCCACUGAGGCUUUCAAUAUCAACUCUUGCUCGUGCUGCCAUUGGAGUGUUUGGAUUGGGGUUCAUUGAUGCCGGGUACAGUGGAGACUGGUCCAGGAUUGGAGUGAUAUCAACGCAGGUUGAGGAAUUGUUGAAGCUUGCAGCUUUUCUAGUGGUUCCCUUGUGUGUUUUUCUAAUUGUUUCUCUGUCCAAUGAACCAAAUUCUUGAGCUUUGUACAGCUGUGACUUAAUUCUCCAUGCAUAAUCAAUUUGUGGGUGUUAUCAUAUUUCUUUUAUAGCUUUUGUGA